Molecule: messenger RNA, 1148 nt
Organism: Neomonachus schauinslandi (Hawaiian monk seal)
Lineage: Eukaryota; Metazoa; Chordata; Mammalia; Carnivora; Phocidae
Product: kallikrein-11
Exons: 6
Coding region: 126-875 (249 amino acids)
Biological process (GO): proteolysis
Molecular function (GO): serine-type endopeptidase activity
Source: RefSeq, a predicted model, not a curated record
GAUGCUCUGACCCAAUCUGCCUCUGACCCAAACUGCCGCAGCUGCCUCCGCCACCAACCCGGCACCUAGAGCCCCAGUCCCAGAGCCCAAGAACUUGGGCCUGCCCUUCCCCUCUCCAGGCCAGGAUGAUUCUUCGAUUAAUCAUGCUUGCUCUGCUGACAGGGCAUGUAGGGGGAGAGACCAGGAUCAUCAAGGGGUAUGAGUGCUCUCCUCAUUCCCAGCCCUGGCAGGUGGCUCUGUUCCAGAAGACACGGCUGCUCUGUGGGGCAACCCUCAUCGCUCCCAAAUGGCUCCUGACAGCAGCUCACUGCCGCAAGCCCCAGUACGUGGUUCAUCUGGGGGAACACAACCUCCGGCGGCGGGAUGGCUGUGAGCAGACCCGAAUGGCCACCGAGUCCUUCCCCCACCCAGACUUCAACAACAGCCACCCCAACAAAGACCACCGCAAUGACAUCAUGCUGGUGAAGAUGACGACAGCAGCCUUCAUCACCAGGGCCGUGCGACCGCUCACCCUGUCAUCUAGCUGUGUCACUCCUGGCACCCACUGCCUCAUUUCCGGCUGGGGCACCACGUCCAGCUCCGAGUUGCACCUGCCCUAUACCUUGCGAUGUGCCAACAUCACCAUCAUUAAGCACAAGGAGUGUGAGAAGGCCUAUCCCGGCAACAUCACGGACACCAUGGUGUGUGCCAGUGUUCGGGAAGAGGGCAAGGAUUCCUGCCAGGGUGACUCUGGGGGCCCUCUGGUCUGUGAUGGAUCUCUUCAAGGCAUUAUCUCCUGGGGCCAGGAUCCGUGUGCUGUCACCAGAAAGCCUGGUGUCUAUACAAAGGUCUGCAAAUAUGUAGACUGGGUCCAGAAGACUAUGGAGAAUAACUAGCCAGGACCAGCCCAACACCCCUGAUUUCUAUUUGCUGAUGUUGCUCUUGUUCAUUCUGUUAAUAGUCAAGCCAGAGCAAUGACGCCUUUAUGUAUUUUCUUUUCAUGCCUCCUUGACUAUGAGAGAUGCUAUAGCUUAAUAAUCAACUUGGGGUUUGGAAUCAGUGAGGCCUGGGUUCAAAUCUUGCCUUGUACUAAUUUGUGAUUCUGGGACAGAUAAUAGUUGUUUGGUUCACUGUUGUAUCCCCAAGCCCCAAAGACAGUUUCUGGCACU